ACGAUGGUCCUGUCAGAGGCUUUGUACGUCCCUUUGUAACGGGCCUGCAGCGCCCCCGUCGGGCGCUCUCCGCUCAGACACCCCGGCUCAGGCCGGCCGGCGCUUUGCGGGCGGCGGAGCAGGCCGGCUGCGGGAGUUGCGCGGGGCCCGCUGGGACUUGCAGGGCGGGCUCCUCUGCUGCAGCCCAGCGCGUCUCUCUCCACGCACCGCUCUGGGGUACAGCCACUACGGCCUAGGUUACCCAGAAGGCCUCGCGUCCGGAGUCCUGAGGGCCAAUCACAGACCGAGUGCCCCCCCAAGAAACUACCAUGCCCAGCAUGCCUCAGGGCACACGGCGCGCCCCCGGUGAGCGGUGGCCAAUGGGAGGCGGUGCAGGCCGCUUUGGGGCGGGGCUGUCUCUGCGGCCUGUGCGGGGCGCAGGCUGGGGAGCUGCUGGGCGUGCUGCGGAUGUAUAAGGAGUAUCGGGGCUGCGCGGCCCGGAGGGCGGCAGGAUUAAACCAGCUGCCCUUUGAUCCUGCCACUAACAACGGACCUCUGCAGUUUACCAACACCACUGGCCCUCUGGUUUCUGAAAGUGCAGUUGAGAAUGGAGGGGAAUCAAGCAAGAAGAGAAAGAGAACAAACAUUCCUGCAACAGAUGGUGUUAGAAAUCUGAAUGCAGACUCCACCCCAAUGGGCUUGCCUAUGUCGGACCUCACUGCAUGGGCCACCGCGAUGAACAAUCUAGGGAUGGCACCGAUGGGAAUGUCAGGGCAGCCUCUGCUGCCUGACUUUGAUCCUGCACUUGGAAUGAUGACGGGAAUUCCACCUAUCAACCCCAUGAUGCCCGGCUUGGGGAUAGUUCCUCCACCUAUUCCUCCAGAUAUGCCAGCAGUGAAGGAGAUUAUUCACUGCAAAAGCUGCACCCUUUUCCCACCCAACCCAAAUCUUCCUCCUCCUGCAACGAGAGAGAGGCCCCCAGGGUGCAAGACGGUAUUUGUAGGAGGACUACCAGAAAACGGGACCGAGCAGAUCAUUGUGGAGGUUUUUGAGCAGUGUGGAGAGAUCAUAGCUAUUCGGAAGAGUAAAAAGAACUUCUGCCACAUCCGCUUUGCUGAGGAAUUCAUGGUGGACAAGGCACUCUAUCUCUCUGGUUAUCGUAUCAGGCUAGGCUCCAGCACCGACAAAAAGGAUACCGGACGCCUCCAUGUGGACUUUGCUCAGGCUCGGGAUGAUCUGUAUGAGUGGGAGUGUAAACAGCGGAUGCUGGCACGAGAGGAGCGCCAUCGCAGAAGAAUGGAGGAGGAGAGAUUCUGUCCUCCUUCUCCACCCCCUGUUGUCCACUACUCUGACCACGAGUGCAGCAUUGUCGCUGAAAAGCUGAAAGACGAUUCCAAGUUCUUGGAAGCAGUGCAGACCUUGGUGACUUGGAUAGAACGUGGGGAAGUGAACAGGCGGAGUGCAAACAACUUCUACUCCAUGAUCCAGUCAGCUAACAGCCACAUUCGCAGAUUGAUGAACGAGAAAGCAGCCCAUGAGAAAGAGAUGGAGGAAGCUAAGGAGAAGUUUAAGCUUGCUCUUUCAGGGAUUCUAGUUCAGUUUGAGCAGAUAGUGGCUGUGUACCAUUCCGCCUCCAAACAAAAGGCUUGGGACCAUUUCACGAAAGCUCAGCGUAAGAACAUCAGCGUGUGGUGCAAACAAGCCGAGGAAAUCCGCAACAUUCAUAACGAUGAACUCAUGGGUAUUCGAAGAGAGGAGGAAAUGGAAAUGUCUGACGAUGAGAUAGAAGAUCCCUCAGAAACGAAAGAAACAGAAGAAUCAGCACUGAUAUCCCAGGCAGAGGCCCUAAAGGAGGAAAACGACAGUUUGCGCUGGCAGCUGGAUGCCUACAGGAAUGAGGUGGAGCUGUUAAAGCAAGAGCAGGGAAAAGUGAACAGAGAUGAAGACACAACUAGAGAGCAGCAGUUGAAACUCCUCCAGCAAGCUUUGCAGGGAAUGCAGCAGCAUCUUCUGAAAUUGCAAGAGGAAUACAAAAAACGAGAAGCCGAGCUAGAAAAAGUGAAGGAAGACAAAGUACAAAUGGAAAUGUUGUUAGAAACCCUGAAGGAGCAGCAAGAGAUGGCAGAUGAAGAGGACAAGGAGAGAGACGUGGUUGAUAAUCAAGGAAAUGAGAGCAGUACUUACAGGAUCUGUGCAUCUAGCCAGGAGAAGGAAUGCCCACUUGAGAGGACUCUGAGCUGUAGCCCUGUCAAAUCUGAACGAGAAGCUUUAUUAGUAGGUAUAAUUUCAACAUUUCUUCAUGUUCACCCAUUUGGAGCAAGCAUAGAGUACAUCUGUUCCUACUUACAGCGACUCGACGCCAAGAUUUGUCCCACUGAAGUGGAAGUUCUGAUGAGCAGACUGCAGCACACCUUCAAACAAGAGCUGAGUGGAGUUGGGGCUAGCCUGGAGAAAAGGUGGAAAUUUUGUGGCUUUGAUGGACUGAAAAUGACUUGACUUUUCAGCUUGAUUGGCUUUGGACGUUGAAAAUAAUCACAGAAUAUGUACCUCAGACAAACCUAGGAUGUUACUGUAACCUACAUAUACAAUGGUUUUCAUGAAUAAAUUAUAAAUACUUUUAUGGACUAUCCCAUGACUGAAAUCACAGAUGUAAAAUAGCACCUAGCAGGAGACUCAUGGAAGAAAUUCAAAUGAAUCUUGGGUGCUGUAACAUUUUUGUUCAGUUGUCUUCUGUCUUGUACUUAAGUACUGUUCAACAUGUUCUAUGAACAAAGUCUUUGCUACUGUUUGACUUUUUGAUAUAUUUUAAACCUAGCUAACUAACUAAUGUGUUGACAAUUUGUAUGCGUUUUGUGUCCCCAGUCUCUCUCACCCUGCAUGUUUUUGCUGUUAAGAGCAGCCAUACACUGUAAUUUGGAAUAGCAAAAAAGAGACUUUCUGGCUUCUAGCAUUAACGGAAGGGGAAAAAUCAGUAUUUUCUACAUUUAUAUGCUAGAAAUUCUGCACAUUUUAAAAGAGAAGAGGAGGUUUAUAUGACUUUGCAAAAUGCUUAUGAGCCUAAAGGUCACUUACUUUACAAAGCUAUUUUCUCUACUGUAUCAGAUAUGAGACUUUUUCAGAUUUAAAAGCAAACCUAGAUUAAAGCCAGUGUCAUGGCAGCAGCACAGUGUGACAUGUGUCCACACUGUGCGGAAUCAUUUUGUAAAUAAUCUGAUUUUAAAGGGGAAGGGUAUUUAAUUUUCUAUACAUCUGGGAAACAAGAGUCCUAGUAAAUGACUGUAUUUUAAUAGUGACCUCUCCUUUGGGUUUACCAUUGUCUGUCUUUCGUUGCCUUUCUCUUGCUGAACUGUGGAAGAACUGCUGCUGCAAGUGUCAUAAACAGCAUUUCCCUCCUCCUGAAUGUUUCUAAAGAGCAGAUCUGUGUAUUCAUAGCAAACUUGAACUGCUCAAACCAUGAACUGGGAUUCCUGAGACAUGGGGAGAUAUGAGACCACAACCUCCACUUACAAAUAGUGCCUGCCAGACACCACCCCAUUGGCAUGGUUGUGUAUCCCGUAUCAUUUCCUGUGGAGAUGGAGACAACUAAUGGAACCGUUCUCUUCAGAUCUGCUCUGUGAGAUUCAGGCUGCGUUGGCCUGUGGUGCUUUGGGGUGUGGGUCACUCGCUCUCACGAGUCCUGGUGCUUGUGCUGACUAAGCAGAAAGCAGGUGGAAAGCAUUUCAGGGAACCCCUUUGUAAAUGCCCAUGUCACAGCUGUUGAAAGUUGUAUUUUUAAAAAUAAAUCUUUUUUACAUCCUA
Molecule: messenger RNA, 3777 nt
Organism: Chelonia mydas (Green sea turtle)
Lineage: Eukaryota; Metazoa; Chordata; Testudines; Cheloniidae
Gene: ENOX2
Product: ecto-NOX disulfide-thiol exchanger 2
Exons: 15
Coding region: 448-2475 (675 amino acids)
Biological process (GO): ultradian rhythm
Cellular component (GO): external side of plasma membrane; plasma membrane
Molecular function (GO): protein-disulfide reductase activity; RNA binding
Source: RefSeq, a predicted model, not a curated record